AUGAGAACGAUGACGUCACCGCGCACGGUUCGAGCCGUGUUUGAGUUCCUAAAGGAUCGAGGAGGGAGGGUCCAACAGAUGGAGCUGAUCGAUCACUUGACGGCGACGCAGGCUGGCUCGAGUGACCCGCUGGAGUCGGAGGAGGUUUUGAGACAGGUCGUGGACACACUCGGGGUCUUGGAAGUGGAAAGCGGCGUGAAAUACGUGCGUUUGAAUGAGGAUUAUAGUAGCGCGCGCUCGAUGACGCGCGUGGAAAGCGACUGCCACGAGCACGCAAGCGAAUGCAACGGGGACGUGCACGAAACACCGGACAACAACAAGCUCGUCAGCAGCAACGUUGACAACAAACAGCAAACAGGAGCUACCAGUCCCCCUUCUUGUAAUAUGGAUGUUGCCAAGCAGAACUCCCAGACUAAUACAACUCCCGCUUCUGUCAGUGCCGGAGAAGUGAAGCUGAGGGAGAGAAGACGACGCGAGUCAGCCCCGCUGAUAGGAGUGCCAGAUCUAGACCAUCCCGCCGGCUCCCAAAGCCAACAAGUCCGAGGGUCCCGCAGGGUGUCCAAAGGGUCGCAGCGAGCGAUGCUGGCCAGCUGCCUGUCUGAAGACAGCACCAUAGAAGGGUUGGAUAACCUGGAUGUCAACACACCCAAAGGCAGUCGCAGAAACUUCAUCGAGCUGAUGAUGAAUUGUUCACCUCAGGUUCGGCGGUCUCUCAUCAACCGAGGGCCUCGCCUUCGGGACUCGAUGAGGAGCGACGGGGAUUCGGCGUCUCUGCUCUCGUCGGCCACCGACGAGGACUGCGCCUCGGUGACGUUGGACCCGAUGGAGCACGAAUGGAUGCUGUGCGCCUCGGACGGCCUGUGGGAAAGCCUGCAGCCCCUUUUGGCCGUGGAGGCCGGCCUCGUGGCCAAGAGAGACUUCGUAACCGGCUUCACCUGCCUUCACUGGGCAGCCAAGCAGGGCAAAGUGGAGCUGCUCUCCCAGCUGCUGAAGUUCGCCAAGGAUAACGCCGUGCCCGUUAACGUCAACGUGAGGUCAGGUGCUGGAUACACGCCUCUACACCUGGCAGCCAUGCAUGGACACACUCAGGUGGUACGUGUGCUGCUGUCUGACUGGGAGGCUGACCCCGAAGUGAGGGAUUACAGCGGCAGACGAGCCUUCCAGUACCUGCCCGCGCCUCUACCUACAGACCUGCUGGACCAAGGGGCGGUCACCUCACCAGGAGGCGAGUCUGACAACAAGCACGCAAACAUCGGCAGCAGCGGGGCACGUGGCUGGAGGUUCCCCAAGGUACUCCAGGGAAACCUAAACCCGUUGCGCCUCCUGAACUCUACAGGAGGGGCCUCCGAGGAGGCACUCAGGAAUGGGAGUACUAAGGGGGGCAUACUUAGGAAGUCGUCGCUAAGCAGGCUCAACGCUCGGCUACAUCGGGGGCGACACCGGGCUCAGAUUAUACAUAGCGCCUCCUUUAGGGACACGGGGGAAGUAGGGAGAGGAGAUGAUGAUUCCAGCACCCCCCAGCGAACACGGCCGCUUUCCAACCUGUUUGGAUAA
Molecule: messenger RNA, 1554 nt
Organism: Nerophis lumbriciformis (worm pipefish)
Lineage: Eukaryota; Metazoa; Chordata; Actinopteri; Syngnathiformes; Syngnathidae
Source: RefSeq, a predicted model, not a curated record